AGAAUAAAAAAAAACAUUGUUGUUCAGUUUUUGUGCAGUAUAAGUAAUUGUUGAGACAUGUUCCUGAAUGUAAAAUAAAAAAUGUAGUUUGAUAUUUGUAAGAAUAAAUGUAUUUUGUGCUGUGAAAUCUGUGAAGUUUAUUCAACCACCAAGUGGAAGCAAUCAGGGAACCCCAGAGGAAUAGUUGGAAUUGCUGUACAAUUGCCACCAUCAGUGUUGUACCACCCACCACCCGCUGGAAUACGGGUUUAUAAGGAGGAUAUUGGUUGGAAUACAACAUUUUGGUCCUUCGAACCGGAUCCAACGAAUCAGAACCAAGGAUUUGACCAUUAUAACGUCACCAACAAGUACUCGGACUGGCAAUUGAGGACAACCUAUUUAUCGCAAAAAGAAUAAUUGAUCGGCAGCCAUCACUACACAGCACAAAUCACAAAAAGGAACAAUUGCAAUCGUUUGGACACCCACCGGCAGUUAUUUUUGUUCAGAACGGGAUCGUUAACGAGGAUUGAAAAUCAACAAUCGCAAUUGUUGGAUUGAGCGCUACAUGAACAUCCACUUAUACAUAUCUGGAACGCCACGUGAACCAACAUUUUGAUUGAUCCACCACCCACUAAGUUCACCAUAAGGAGGCCAGCCACCCUGCAUCGCUGUUUUAUUGAGUGCUGCAUACGAAGAGGAAGUUCAUCUGAAAUUUUGCCUGGGUGAGUGCAUUAGAAUAGUAUAUGCGCCGAAGCUAGGCAAGAUUAAUACACGUUUUAAAAUAAAUUUGUAUCCUCUUCGAUUCAUUCAUACAACCCACUUCCCUGCACAUCAAUGAGUGUAUUGGUCUACAAGUAAACAUAUACUGGUUCAUUGGUUAAUUGUUGCAAUUGGGCAAUUUCUACUGGUUCAUUGAUUGGCGCGACGAUUAGUUCUCCGGGUGAGUUGGAACUGUAUAUGUCCACCGAAGUUAUUUUACGGAAUAUUACAUAAAAUACCCCACCUCUUCGCUAAAACACCUGCCCCAUCGGAGUACAAAGUAAAAAUUGCUUGGCGAUUACAAUCUCAUCGCUAGACUGUUCGCACAUCACAUUGGGUGCAUCGGUUUACGUUGUAAGGUAAACUACACUAGUAUAUGCCUAGCGGAGCUAGGACUUCGAUAGAUAUCUACCAACACGUUCAAUCCUUUUCAACAACGGUGCCGAUAACGUUCCAUCAACAUGCCGCCAGUAAUAUCCGCUGCUAAGAAGGCUCCUUCGCUGAAGCUGCUCAUAGCGAGGUUGAACGAUGUCCAGGCUUCUUUCAACGACAUCUGGCGUUUCGUGGAAUACUACGAAGAAAAUGCAACUGUUACAGAUGUUGACAUUCGGUUAGAGAAGGUAGAUGAGCUAUGGGAGAAGUUUUGUGAUACAUUGGUAGAGAUUAGGGCACAUGAAGAUUAUCUCGCGGAUGAGGAAUCGUACGAUAAGGACCGACAGGAAUUUAGUGAUAGGUAUUAUCGAGCCAAAUCAUUCCUCGUAGAUAAAUCUAAGAAGCUGCAGGGUCCAAUGGGGCUGGAACAGUCUGUUCGAAUGAACGAUUCAGUGGUUUAUGGUGUUGAUCGCGUGCGUCUCCCUCAAAUAAGUUUACCUUCAUUCAAUGGGGACAUAGAUGAGUGGCUGAGUUUCCGAGAUCUAUUCACUUCACUCAUCCACCAUAAAACGGAGUUACCAGAGGUGGAGAAGUUCCACUACCUCAAGGGUUGUCUUCAGGGGGAACCGAAAAGCCUGAUAGAUCCGCUGAAAAUUACAAGGGCCAAUUAUCAAAUUGCCUGGGAUAUGUUGUUGAAGCGUUUUGAUAACAGUAAACAGUUGAGGAAACGUCAAGUACAAUCGCUAUUUAAGCUUCCAACAUUAACCAAGGAAUCAGUCAGCGAACUUCACAUCUUGUUAGAGGGAUUCGAGAGGGUCGUGAAAAAUUUAGAUCAAGUCAUAGAACCGGAGGACUAUAAGGAUCUACUGCUUGUCCACAUACUUACAGCACGACUUGACCCGGUAACACGCAGAGGCUGGGAGGAAUUCUCUACGUCGAAGGAGCAAGAUACAUUGUCCGACUUAACGGACUUCAUUCGGCGACGUGUUCAAAUGCUUGAAUCUCUUCCCAGCAAAUCCGUUGAUGUUAAAGGACCAAACCCACUCCAACAGUUUUCGAAACCGAGAACAGCGUUUACGAAAACCAAUUAUAGCAGCAUGCAGAGUUUCGAAGGGCGUUGUGUGGCCUGUAAGGGCGAGCAUCUAUUGUACCAAUGUCAAGUGUUUCAUCGGCUAGAGGUAGCGGAAAGAGACGCACUUUUAAGGACCCAUUCGCUUUGCCGCAAUUGUUUUCGGGUAGGACAUCAGGCGAAGGAUUGUAAAUCCAAGUUUUCCUGUCGAAAAUGCCAGGGUCGACACCAUACAUUGGUAUGCUUCAAGACAGAAAGGGAAGGCUUCAUGAAGGGUACGGUGGUUGCAAAGGGCAAGGAAUCUGGAUCAAAGGCAUCAACUUCAACCCAAACAGCAAAUGUGUCAACCAAAACCGUUUGCACAACGCAGCAGUUCUCUUCUCAGGUGUUACUGGCUACUGCUGUUGUCUUGAUGGUGGAUGAUAGUGGUCAGGUGUUCCCCGCUCGUGCUUUAUUGGAUUCAGGUUCCGAGAGUAAUUUUAUAUCAGAACGGCUGAGUCAGCGGAUGUGUGUCAGCCGAGAAAGAGUGGAUAUAUCGGUUCUAGGAAUAGGUGAAGCAGCUACAGAAGUCAAAUACCGAAUUCGGGCGAUGGUACGGUCGCGAGUGUCCGAAUACUCGAGGGACAUGGAUUUUUUAAUACUGUCGAAGGUCACAGUGAAUCUUCCGACUUUAACGGUUAAUACGGAAGGGUGGUCGAUUCCAAACGGUGUUGAGCUGGCUGAUCCUGCAUUCUUCCAAUCGAAAGGAGUGGACGUUGUCUUGGGCAUCGAAGCAUUCUUCGAGUUUUUCGGAACUGGUAGAAAAAUUACGUUAGGUGAGAGACUACCAGCGUUGAAUGAAUCAGUCUUCGGCUGGGUAGUGUGUGGAGGUUUGUUAGUACCGAGUCAAUCAAUUCAAGUCAACUGCAACAUAUCUGCAUCAGGAAACUUGGAGUCAUUGGUCGCAAGAUUCUGGGAAUAUGAAGAGAUUGGAGUAUCAAACUAUUAUUCGCCGGAAGAAACUCGCUGUGCAGAACAUUUUGAACGAACGGUACAGCGUGGAAUAGAUGGCCGAUUCACGGUGACAUUGCCCAAGGAUGAGGGUGUCCUUCGUAGAUUAGGAAAAUCGAAAGAAAUCGCACUAAGACGUUUGCAGGGAACCGAACGAAGACUGUUGCGUGAUACUCUACUACGUGAUCAGUAUUUGGCGGUCACAUGA
This is a messenger RNA of Toxorhynchites rutilus septentrionalis, 3377 nucleotides long. RefSeq lists its product as uncharacterized. The transcript is spliced from 2 exons. The coding region runs from base 1200 to 3377 and encodes 725 amino acids. Gene Ontology annotation, molecular function: zinc ion binding; nucleic acid binding. Lineage: Eukaryota; Metazoa; Arthropoda; Insecta; Diptera; Culicidae. The record is from RefSeq and is a predicted model, not a curated record.